UAUGUCCGCCUCUGUCUUCUAUCACGUCCUCACUAAGACUUUGAAUAGCUGUGACUGACUGUAACAUCAUCGACUAACUCUCAACCGACCAGAGAAGAUGAGCGGACGCGGCAAGGGAGGAAAAGGACUCGGUAAAGGAGGCGCCAAGCGUCACCGUAAAGUUCUCCGUGAUAACAUCCAGGGCAUCACCAAGCCCGCCAUCCGCCGCCUGGCUCGCCGUGGCGGAGUGAAGCGCAUCUCCGGUCUGAUCUACGAGGAGACCCGCGGUGUGUUGAAGGUUUUCCUGGAGAACGUGAUCCGUGACGCCGUCACCUACACCGAGCACGCCAAGAGGAAGACCGUGACCGCCAUGGACGUGGUGUAUGCUCUGAAGAGGCAGGGCCGCACUCUGUACGGCUUCGGAGGAAUGCCUGAGCCCGCGAAGUCUGCGCCCAAGAAGGGCUCCAAGAAAGCCGUGACCAAGACCGCCGCCGGCAAGGGAGGCAAGAAGAGGAGAAAGACCAGGAAGGAGAGCUACGCCAUCUACGUGUACAAGGUGAUGAAGCAGGUUCAUCCCGACACCGGCAUCUCCUCCAAGGCCAUGGGCAUCAUGAACUCCUUUGUGAGCGACAUCUUUGAGCGCAUCGCUGCUGAGGCGUCUCGUCUGGCUCACUACAACAAGCGCUCCACCAUCACGUCCAGGGAGAUUCAGACCGCCGUGCGUCUGCUGCUGCCUGGUGAACUGGCCAAGCACGCUGUGUCCGAGGGCACCAAGGCUGUGACCAAGUACACCAGCUCCAAGGGUCCAGCAGCUUUACUUGGACUUGGCGGCCUUCUCGGUCUUCUUGGGCAGCAGAACAGCCUGGAUGUUGGGCAGCACGCCGCCCUGAGCGAUGGUCACUCCGCCCAGCAGUUUGUUGAGCUCCUCGUCGUUGCGCACGGCCAGCUGCAGGUGGCGGGGGAUGAUGCGGGUCUUCUUGUUGUCGCGGGCGGCGUUUCCAGCCAGCUCCAGGAUCUCAGCGCCUGUGAACACGGCCGACUGGGAACUGGAGCCCGGCACGGGAGGAGCGGGUCUUCGCCUUCGCUCGGGCCUUUCCGCCGGUCUUUCCUCGUCCGCUCAUUGUUCCUGGUCUCAGACAAUGUGGCGCAAAGAGCGCAAACCCCCCGCUUUAUGUCCGCGGAUCGAGCGGGACCAACCAGAGAGGAGGCUCCCAGCAGCGCAGCGUCACCACGUCACAGCGGCCCCGCAGAUAAAGAGCAGAGUGUCGCGGCCCUGCGCUCCACUUUCCUCCUGUUCAGAGAAUCAAGCAGCAACAUGGCGAGGACCAAGCAGACCGCUCGGAAAUCCACUGGAGGCAAAGCUCCCAGGAAGCAGCUCGCCACCAAGGCUGCCCGCAAGAGCGCGCCGGCCACCGGCGGCGUGAAGAAGCCUCACCGCUACAGGCCCGGUACCGUGGCUCUGAGAGAGAUCCGUCGCUACCAGAAGUCCACGGAGCUGCUGAUCCGCAAGCUGCCCUUCCAGCGGCUGGUGCGAGAGAUCGCUCAGGACUUCAAGACCGACCUGCGCUUCCAGAGCUCCGCGGUCAUGGCUCUGCAGGAGGCCAGCGAGGCUUACCUGGUCGGCCUGUUCGAGGACACCAACCUUCUCUUGGUGGUCAAGAUGAGCGGACGCGGCAAGGGAGGAAAAGGACUCGGUAAAGGAGGCGCCAAGCGUCACCGUAAAGUUCUCCGUGAUAACAUCCAGGGCAUCACCAAGCCCGCCAUCCGCCGCCUGGCUCGCCGUGGCGGAGUGAAGCGCAUCUCCGGUCUGAUCUACGAGGAGACCCGCGGUGUGUUGAAGGUUUUCCUGGAGAACGUGAUCCGUGACGCCGUCACCUACACCGAGCACGCCAAGAGGAAGACCGUGACCGCCAUGGACGUGGUGUAUGCUCUGAAGAGGCAGGGCCGCACUCUGUACGGCUUCGGAGGAUAAACCACCAGCACCUGAACGCACCACCACCAACAACACAACGGCUCUUUUAAGAGCCAAACACUCAGUCCCUGAGAGCUCUCAUCCUCUGAUGGACACACGCACACACACGCGCACGCACGCACACAGAUGAUGAUGAUUGGUUGCAGGUCAACACUCACCAAUCGGGAUGAGAUGAACGUUUUAAGUGUGACUAAAAUAAUAAACAUUUAGGAAUGUUGCUCCUUUUCCAUGUGGUAGAAAACAUGUUGAAUCAUUCUUGGCGACUGGUAACUCAUUGUUAUCACACUACACGAUCUUUCACCAGGAGAAACCCCAACUAAAAAAUUCUAAAAUCAUUAUCCUCUGCAGCUCUACCUCUGUCAGACCUACCCAUGAUUAACAGAUUACUGUAUGUAUUUGUGUAUCACUAGUACAUUUGCAGAUUUUAUUAUACCUAAAAAAAAAAAAAAUUAAUGUGUAACUAUAAGACAUUGUUUUAAAAUUGCAAUAAUUAGCUUUUUGGCAUUUGAUGCUGAUACUUGGUUCCCAGUUAAAUACUGGUUGCAGUUUUGCUGUAAUUAAUAGUAUCACAGCUCACAUUUGUCAUAGUAAGGCAUGUAAUAAAAAAUAUUCUAUAUAUUCACGUGCACUGUUCUGCGAGAACCAGAUAGCUUAUGCCCCCCUUACCUUGACCUCCUGCUCCGACCCCUGGCCCCAUUCCAUUACAAUAUAUCCUCUCCCCUCACUCCCAUUAUCACAUGUAUCUUUCCCAUUGUGCCAUAUAUCUUUUUACAGCACUACACUGCUUGUGGGCAGGCCUCCAUCAAUGUGGAAGCUCCUCUUCUUCUUAUCACUAUAAAGCUCCGCUGAGAACAAACCUCGGCGCAACACUUUUUCAGACUGCCCUGAGCACUGUGUGCUCUGUGAAACCUGUUUGCCUUCUGCUCGCAACGGAAUAAAAUACUUAGACAAAAUCCACUUUGUUUUC
Molecule: messenger RNA, 2918 nt
Organism: Scophthalmus maximus (turbot)
Lineage: Eukaryota; Metazoa; Chordata; Actinopteri; Pleuronectiformes; Scophthalmidae
Exons: 6
Coding region: 98-1951 (617 amino acids)
Biological process (GO): nucleosome assembly
Cellular component (GO): nucleosome
Molecular function (GO): DNA binding; protein heterodimerization activity; structural constituent of chromatin
Source: RefSeq, a predicted model, not a curated record